Molecule: messenger RNA, 2193 nt
Organism: Phytophthora nicotianae INRA-310
Lineage: Eukaryota; Oomycota; Peronosporomycetes; Peronosporales; Peronosporaceae
Exons: 1
Coding region: 1-2193 (730 amino acids)
Molecular function (GO): zinc ion binding
Source: RefSeq, a predicted model, not a curated record
AUGGCAAUGGAGAUACAACAAGGAGAUUUUGCAGAUAUUACUCAAGAUACGAGCUUCGUGGUGCCUGAGAGGUUAAGUGAGGAUAACUCACACCAGAGUCCACGCUUCCCUUCUCGCAAAGUCCAUUCUGCUGCAGCGACUUCGAAUGGAUUUGGUCUUAAUGAUAUUCUCGACGACAUUCCUCGACCAUAUACCGCUGCCGGUGUGGAUGAAUAUCCGAGUCGACAACGCAAGAAAAAGUCGGUUGGGAUCAAAAAGACCGCGAGAGACAGCAAAACGCCACGUGAAGAUCGGCCACGCUCGGCUGGAGUGAAUGAAUGGGGGGAUUUUGACACAGAUCGACUGCUAAGAGAUGACUUUGAGGAGGCCGCAAACCAGAUGCCACCAGAUUCACAGGAUAGACAGCGAUCUAGAUCAAGAAAAAGUCGACGAUCGAGUCCUGCACCGUCUUCUCCACCUGCAAAUCCAUGGGAAGGUUAUCUCACCUUGACUAACGAAAGUAAAGAGUCCUCAAAGCCACCGAUGCAAGUGCUUAGACAAAAAGCGAUAGAAAUUCUUAAUCUGGAUUUUGUGACGCAAGGAAAUCAAUCAUCUAGUAGAGCAAGUGUGACACCAAAGCCCCUAAUUAGUCGAGCGUCGAUGGAGAGACUACUGUCGUCACAUUCUAGACCAGCAACAAGCCACACGUCCUCACAAACCCCUCUCUUUGGUACUGAAAUCCAGAACACAUCAGCAAAUCGAGCUGUUAUCUUCGGUCGAUUUGCAGAUCUGUGGUCACUCAUUUCGCGUAAUCGCUCUUCAGAUUUUGAAUCGACCGACAACCACACAAAAUCUGCGGUGGAAUGUAAUACGGUUAUGGUGAAAUUGUGCAAAACAGUCGGGAUCUCGCUCACGUCUUCGGUCGCUACUCGCUUGUCGUUCUGGAACACAAACGACCAAGGCGUUGACUUUGAAUCAUUCUGCGAUCUUGUGCUUCAGGGUGCUAUCCAGCCAGCUCUUCACCAUUUCAACUUGGAUAAUUCCAUGGCUGAAUAUGUGGCAGCGCUCGAUACAAUCAUACAGAGUCUUACGACGACGGAACCAACUCGACGCUUGAAGCAACUCAAUGAAAUCCAACCGGUAUUUAGGAGUUGGAAAGCUGGCAUUUCGCCUCGCUUAAUUCAAUCAGCAGAGGUUUCUACCAUGACACCGAUAAACUCUGUAGUUACGGCAGAAAAGGUGAGAAAAGCUUUGGAAGCUUCAGCCAGUCAACACAUGCUCGCACACCAGCUCCCGUCUGAAGAAGCACGAGUCACCCGCGUUGAGAAUAUCCGGCGUAAAGUUCAGCUACACAAAUCAUGGAAAUGUUCUAGCGAUGAAAAACUUGGGGUGUCUAGUCCAAUAACGCAACUAUCUCGUGGUGGAUUAAACUGUAGCGAUGGUCAACGAAUUUCCACGUCGAAAGCUGCCGAUCUUGCCGAGAUGUUAGACCGUGCACGCAUAGUGUUUCCAACGAGUGCCAGGAGUGACCUUUUUCCUCAAGAUGAAGAUCAACCAGAACAUCCAACUCAAACGAACGACCCGGAAAAGGAGAUUGAGGCUGAUAAUGAAGAGGUUAUCGUGUGUUGUUCCUGCUCCGUUCGGGCUGCAGAGUUGUGGUGUGCAUCAUGUUUCACAGUAAACUGUCAGAAGUGCUGGCAAGACGUUCACUUUUGCACCGUUGACAUGUCAGUCGUGUCUUCAGGAUCUUCAGCGAGAAAAGCGCUCUUGGGACCUACCGCUCUUGGUAUGAAGAAACUCAGCGGAAGUGCCACGUUGAGACCUCCAGUUUCCAUGGUAUAUUUACCAACGAAAGCGAUGGUAUCCGGGACAUUGGUAAAAGGAGUUCGACACAUCCGAAACACCUCCAAUCAAGUAAAUGCACUCAAAGACGAGGUCCCCGCGGUUACAGCCAACGCCAUUUUGCCGUCUCUUCACAAGAGUCGGUCAAGUGGCACAAUACCGCGCCAUUAUCAUCGCCCUCAAGUGGAAAACAUACCCACUCGUGCAACAGAUUCAACCGCUUAUUCGACGCUUGGCAAUCAAUCCACCGGGUCACACAGGUCGACGGGUCUGCAGAAACAUCACACACCAUCGAGAUCAAAACUCCAUCUUGCUCCUGUAUCGAUCGAUGCCGAAUUGCUACUAUCAACCACACUAGAUCGACGAAGAUAA